Messenger RNA from Zea mays, 929 nucleotides. RefSeq lists its product as uncharacterized. The transcript is spliced from 6 exons. Gene Ontology annotation, cellular component: SAGA complex; nuclear pore. Gene Ontology annotation, molecular function: transcription coactivator activity. The record is from RefSeq and is a predicted model, not a curated record. Gene Ontology annotation, biological process: mRNA export from nucleus; positive regulation of DNA-templated transcription. NCBI's taxonomy places the organism in Eukaryota, Viridiplantae, Streptophyta, Magnoliopsida, Poales, Poaceae. The coding region runs from base 157 to 546 and encodes 129 amino acids.
GGAAAACGGUACGGAUCAGAAAGAUAUUUUUUUUAGUCCGUUUUCAACCCUACUACGCCUCGGAAUCAGAGGAACCGAACGGUGGAAGAGUACGCCUCGGAAUCAGAGGAGCAGCGAGGAAGCUGAAGGAGGGGCGAAUCUAAGCCCAAUUGAAGCAUGAGGGCGUCGAUUAAUCGUCCCCCGACGCCGAGCGCGGAGGAGGAUCGGGACAAGCAGCCUUCUCUCGGAGAGAUCAUUAACAUCAAGUUGGUAGAGACUGGGGAGAAGGAGAAGCUAAUGGAGCUACUCCGCGAGCGACUCGCUGAGUGCGGCUGGAGGGAUGAGAUGAAGGCACUCUGCAGUAAUAAACACAUGCAUCCAAUGAUGCUGAGCAAGUGCUUCACAUUCCUAAGGGCCUAUGCAAGGAAGAAAGGAAGAAAUAAUGUGACAGUAGAUGACCUCAUUCAUGUUAUUACUCCGAAAGGAAGAGCAUCCGUGCCUGAUUCAGUGAAGGCAGAACUCCUGCAACGCAUCCGGUCCUUCCUUAUGUCUACCACACUUCGGUAGUCAUUUGUCGCGACGGUUGGAGCCUAUAUGUACCAUUGUAGGAUCAUUGGGAAGUCGAUCUUGUUGGGGACCAAAGGUGCAGGAAAGCAGUGCGUAGGGGAAUAUUGUGAGCAUGAAAAGAAACAGUGUGAUCUUCAUGACACUGUCGACAUGUUCCUCGUCAGGCGCAGGCGGUUGGCGUAAUUUCAGGUGUACCAAUAGAGUUGUAAGUUGUAACCCCUGAAUACUGUAUUGUUAAAGCAACCUUCCACCUUGUAAUGCUACAUUGUACUAUAACUGCUCAGCGCUGAUGCUUAAUUUCACAAUUAGAAAACAGAAACGCAAUCUUGAUAUAGAUGAUAACACGCAUGUGAAACCUGAAACCCUGACUGGGUCAUCUUCAA